This is a messenger RNA of Hyposmocoma kahamanoa, 2357 nucleotides long. RefSeq names its product glycerol kinase-like (gene Gk1). Gene Ontology annotation, biological process: glycerol metabolic process; glycerol-3-phosphate biosynthetic process; triglyceride metabolic process. Gene Ontology annotation, molecular function: glycerol kinase activity. Gene Ontology annotation, cellular component: mitochondrion. The record is from RefSeq and is a predicted model, not a curated record. Lineage: Eukaryota; Metazoa; Arthropoda; Insecta; Lepidoptera; Cosmopterigidae.
GUAACAGAGUUAUAUUGAAACCGUUUCGUGUAUUACUGGAUUGAGUAACCAUGACAGGAUACGGAAUAUUCGGCCCCUUGGUAGGUGCCAUUGAUGAAGGCACAUCAAGUGCUCGUUUUAUAAUUUUUAAAGCUAAUUCGAGCGAGGUUGUGGCUUAUCACCAAAAAGAGCUCAAGCAACAUUUUCCACAAGAAGGAUGGGUGGAACAGGAUCCAAUUGAUAUCUUAGAAGUUGUUAAGACAUGCAUUGAAAAGGCAGUAGAAAAAUUGGUUUCGUUGGGCGGGAAACCCAAGGACAUAGUUGCAAUUGGUGUGACAAAUCAGAGAGAAACCACUAUUGUAUGGGAUAAAGACACUGGCAAGCCAUUACAUAAUGCAAUAGUCUGGCUGGAUAUGAGAACAUCUUCCACAAUUGAUAAACUGCUGGAUACUGUUCCAAACAAGACUAGGAAUAAGAAUUAUUUAAAGCCUUUAUGUGGUUUACCGUUAUCGCCAUACUUCAGUGCUGUGAAACUACGUUGGUUAAUUGAUAAUGUAGAAAUAGUAAAAAAAGCUACAAAGAAAGGUACUUGUUGCUUUGGCACUGUUGAUACGUGGAUCAUAUGGAACCUUACAGGUGGUCCUAAUGGAGGAAAGCAUGUAACUGAUGUCACAAAUGCGUCGAGAACAAUGUUGAUGAACAUUGAAAAUUUAAAUUGGGACCCUCUUCUAUUAAAAUUCUUUGAAAUACCUACAUCAGUGCUCCCAGAAAUCAGAUCUAGUUCAGAGAUUUACGGUUACAUUGCUGAAGGCCCUCUUAAAGACAUUCCUCUCUCUGGUUGCCUAGGAGACCAACAAGCUGCCCUGGUUGGUCAAAUGUGUCUUCAAAAGGGUCAAGCUAAAGCGACGUACGGGACUGGAUGUUUCGUAUUGUACAAUACUGGUGAUAUUCGCGUUACUUCUAGUAGAGGAUUGCUUACUACUGUAGCUUAUCAGUUAGGGAGUAAGAGUCCACCACAGUAUGCAUUAGAAGGCUCGGUAGCAAUUGCUGGAGCAGCACUCGGUUGGCUAAAGGACAAUGUUGGCUUAAUGGAAAAUGCUAAGGAUUCCCAAGAAAUUGCUGAGAAGGCCACUGAAAAUGGGAGUGUAGUUUUUGUACCAGCUUUCAGUGGUUUAUAUGCUCCAUAUUGGCGACAAGAUGCUAGAGGUGUUAUUUGUGGAAUUACAGAAGACACAAAUUAUUCGCAUAUUGUGAAAGCAGCACUCGAAGCUGUAUGUUAUCAAGUACGAGACAUACUCGAUGCAAUGAACGAGGACUGUGGAAUUCCACUUCAGCUUUUAAAGGUGGACGGGGGUAUGACGUCGAAUAGUCUCGUCAUGCAAAUGCAAGCAGACUUAACCGGUAUAAAUGUUAUUCGAGCGGAAUUCACAGAGAGCACAGCGCUAGGCGCAGCGUUGGUGGCUUAUUGGAGUAUCGACAGUACUCAGCAGGGAGUCACUAUCCCUGUUGGUAGUGGUAUUACUUAUGUACCACGUAUCAGUGACGAUGAAAGAGACAUGAGAUAUAAACAAUGGAAAAUGGCCGUUGAAAGAUCAUUGGGCUGACCAAAACUGAAAACAAAUGAGAAUGUUGCCGCUCCAGCCGCCAGUUUAGUUAUAUAAAACGUGCAUAAUUUUGUUCUUUAGUAAAUGCAUAGUAUAAUAAGACAAGUAUGGUAACGCAUAAUCUCAAGAUGCACUUGCGUUGCAUAACACUGUUCAUCCCAACACACGUUUAUUAUUAUGUAAAAGUAUGCAUUUGAACACGGCGUGAGACGGUUGUGCACACAUGCAAGCCGCGCUGUUAGUUUGUAUAGAGGUAUCAUACUUCUCUUAUUUUACUAUGGUAAAUGUCUCGUUGUUUGUUAGGUUUUCCAUACGGUUGUUUGAUAUUAUUGUUUUUAGAUUUGUUAUCUAUACAUACUUUUAACUUUUUUAAUUAGAUUUCUAUAAUUCCCAAGUAUAUAUAGAGGUUAGUUAGUUAUAAUAUAGAGGUUUAGGUAUUAUAAUAACUUUCAUUUAACUGUAUGACGCUGCGAGUUAUGAUUAUUUUUCUAUGCGAACUUUCGGCGACAUUUUUUGCUAUUGUUGUUAGUAAUAUUAUUUUGUUUUUGACACUGUACUGUAAAGAAUCAAGCUCAAUCCAAAAAACAAUAUCUUUUGUUUAGAAUAAUGCUCAUGUUUUGAUUUCUUGAUUACUUAAACCAAACUGUGACGUAAUUUUGUUUUGUCUUUGCUUAUGCGAAUUUUUAUAUUCUGAAGGUAGAUAGAUAUUCUGCACGACAAAGACCCGCGAAAGAUUUUAGCCCCAAUUGUGUUACUCCUUUUAUAUGUGCUCAU